AUGUCCCAGUCAUUGCGUCCGUACCUGACCGCUGUACGCUAUUCGCUCGAGGCGGCGCUCACUUUGAGCAAUUUUUCGUCGCAGGAAGUAGAGAGACAUAACAGGCCAGAGGUCGAGGUGCCCAACACCAGCGCAGAGCUGCUGCUGCAACCAAUGCACAUAUCGCGUAACGAGAACGAGCAGGUGCUGAUAGAGCCAAGUGUGAACUCCGUGCGCGUUAGCAUCAAAGUCAAACAGGCAGACGAAAUCGAGCAUAUUCUGGUCCAUAAGUUCACCCGGUUCCUCGAACAACGUGCAGAGUCGUUCUACGUGCUGAGACGCGUUCCAAUUCCAGGUUACAGCAUCUCUUUCCUCAUCACUAACAAGCAUACGGAGUCGAUGAAGACGGGGAAGCUCGUCGAUUUCAUCAUCGAGUUCAUGGAAGAGGUCGACAAGGAGAUAAGCGAGAUCAAGCUGUUCCUCAACGCCAGAGCAAGAUUCGUCGCAGAAGCAUAUCUUGGAGAGUUCGUCUAUUAG
Torulaspora globosa is the source of this 516-nucleotide messenger RNA. RefSeq names its product Arc19p (gene ARC19). The record is from RefSeq and is a predicted model, not a curated record. Gene Ontology annotation, biological process: Arp2/3 complex-mediated actin nucleation; actin filament polymerization. Gene Ontology annotation, cellular component: Arp2/3 protein complex; actin cytoskeleton. NCBI's taxonomy places the organism in Eukaryota, Fungi, Ascomycota, Saccharomycetes, Saccharomycetales, Saccharomycetaceae. The transcript has a single exon. Gene Ontology annotation, molecular function: actin filament binding. The coding region runs from base 1 to 516 and encodes 171 amino acids.